AUGGAAUCGGGGCAUGGUACCACUCUGCCUUGCCAUCUGAACUCCACCACGAGCCACCCCAAUGACACGGCUGAGGACCUCAGCACUACCGGCAGCCCCCUGGUUACUUCCCUGUUAGGGGGCAUAUUGGCCAUUAUGUGCCUCAUUGGGACGGCAGGAAACAUCUACACACUGGUGGUUGUCAACCUCUCCAUGAGACUGACUGGCUCCAUGUCUGUGUACAUCAUCCACCUAGCCUUGGCAGACCUUCUGUAUCUCUCCACCAUCCCUUUCAUAGUCUCCACCUACAUGCUGAAGGACUGGUACUUUGGAGAUGUGGGAUGCCGGAUCCUGUUCAGCCUGGAUCUCCUCACUAUGCACGCCAGCAUCUUCAUCCUCCUGGCCAUGACCACUGAGAGGUACCUGGCAGUUGUCAAGCCUUUGGAUACCAUAAGGAGGCCGAGGGGUUACAGAAGGAUGGUCACCAGCUUCGUGUGGCUGGUAUCCUUCCUCCUGACCUUGCCAACCAUGGUCCUCAUCGACGUACGGACCAGUAUCCAAGAUGGGGUGAUCAAACGCAUGUGCUACCCUACAUGGCAGAUGGAGGCCUACAAGGUGUACCUCACAGUUCUUUUCAACACUUGCAUCUUGGCCCCGGGAGUAAUAAUUUGCUAUUUGUACAUCCGACUUGCCAGGACUUAUUGGAGAUCUCAGACAGCCAUCUUCAGCACCAAGGAAAUGAAGAGAUGCCCCAGACAGAAAGUCUUGUACAUGAUAUUUAGCAUUAUUCUCACCUACUGGACUUGCUUUAUCCCGUUCUGGCUCUGGCAGUUGCUUGGCGUCUAUCACCACCAGACCAAUGACGUCACAGGCAACACGGUGGUCAAUUUCCUUGUGACCUGCUUGGCUUACAGCAACAGCUGCAUAAACCCUUUCCUGUACACAUUGCUGUCCAAGAAUUAUAAAGAGUACAUUAGGAGCCGGCAGAAGAAUGGCAUCAGCCUGUCCAAAAUCAAGCUAAAGAGGGGCUCUUCAAGGAGGUCGAUGUUAUCUGGAAGCCACAAAUACACAGAGACUGUGGCCAUUGCUCAGAUCAAAGGCAUCAACAGCGAGAAUGUUAUUCCCUUGUGA
This is a messenger RNA of Eublepharis macularius, 1110 nucleotides long. Its product is annotated as urotensin-2 receptor-like. Gene Ontology annotation, cellular component: membrane. The transcript has a single exon. Gene Ontology annotation, biological process: blood vessel diameter maintenance; neuropeptide signaling pathway; regulation of blood pressure. Lineage: Eukaryota; Metazoa; Chordata; Lepidosauria; Squamata; Eublepharidae. Bases 1 to 1110 code for a protein of 369 amino acids. The record is from RefSeq and is a predicted model, not a curated record. Gene Ontology annotation, molecular function: urotensin II receptor activity.